AUGGGGCGAACAAUUUACCAGGUCGUUGCGACCUGCGCGUGUCUGCUGCUACUCCUAUCCCACUCGUCCGCUGAGGCUCCCUCGUCCAAGCCGCCUUCCACCCACGAAUCAGCUUCUUCUUCCAGACCGGCCCCUUCUCCCAAACCGGCUGAUGCUCCCAAACCUGCUCUCGCUCCCAAACCAGCUCUCGCUCCCAAACCAGCUCUCGCUCCCAAACCUGCUCUCGCUCCCAAACCUGCUCUCGCUCCCAAACCUGCUCUCGCUCCCAAACCUGCUCUCGCUCCCAAACCUGCUCUCGCUCCCAAACCUGCUCUCUCUCCCAAACCAGCUCUCGCUCCCAAACCUGCUCUCGCUCCCAAGCCCUCUGCCUCCGGCCAAGCAGCUGGCUCGCCCGAGCCUGCGCUUCCCCCGAAGCCGUCUCUCGCUCCAAAGCAUGCGCCCUCCCCCAAGAACGCCGACGCGCCUUCCCCCAAGACCGCUCCCGCGUCUUCCCCCAAGUCUGCCCCCCCACCCGCGGAAAAGGGGACCGCGCGACUGAGCGCGGUGGAGGAGGCGAAGCUGGCGGCGGAGGGAUGGAAACUGACGGCGGAGAACCUGAAAACGCUGCGCGAGGAAGGAGCGGAGGUGUUGACGGAGGAGAAUGUCCAGAUGCUGACGGAGACGGAUCCGUCAAGUCUGACGGAGGAAGACGGAGACAAGUACUUCCACUUCCACCACGUGGCGCACAUGGCGCAUCUGGCGCACAUGGCGCACCUCGCGCAGCUGCAGAGCAUGGAGGCGCACAACCAAGCAGAAGCCUCGGCGCAAGCGGUUCCUCCAGUCGCAAAGACUGCGGGGAGAAACGUUGACGGCGCCGCGGAAACCGCGGGCGAGAAGAUUGACGGCGUGCGGAGCGUGGAGACGCCGAACACGGUAAUUAAAGCCGCUGGGACUAAGGGCCAGGACGUCCGCGAUAUUGAAAAUGACAUCCUCGUUACGGACGACGUGAGAGUCACCGGCAAGGAGACAGCUGUACCCGCUAUAACGGCAUCCGUCAAGAUUCCGAGCUCCGAAGCGGAACUCAGUCCCAAGGGCGUCGUGGCGGCUGCGGAUGAAGCGGGCGACAUCGAGGCGACCGAUGCGAAGGAGACAGAUGCGAAGGCGACAGUUGCGAAGGGCGACGUGAAGGCGACAGUUGCGAAGGGCGACGUGAAGGCGACAGAUGCGAAGGGCGACGCGAAGGCGGCAGAUGCGAAGGGCGACGUGACGGCGACAGAUGCGAAAGGAGACGCGAAGGCUAAGGCCAACGGGAAUUCUACCGAUGUGAAGGGAGAGACCAAGGGCGAGACGAACGGCGAGGCCAAGGCUACAGCUGCUGACGCUGAGGACGACAGUAGCGCGUACGAGGAGGAGAGCUGCCCGGCGGCUCCGCUGGAUCAAUGCGACUUCUACUUCGAGGGGCACCCCGAGGACGUGCCCGUGUUCCGCCUCGAUAAUAUCACACCCGAUACCGCUAUAAGCCCGCCGCUCGUGUCGAGCCGCAUUCAGCAGAUAAUUGAGGUGGAUCGCAGCGGCGCAGCGCAGUUCCUGUGCCCAAUGGACGGCGUGCGCGGCGACGACAACCAGUUCUACCUCACCAAGCAGCAAUCCACGCUGCACGUCCGCACCUUCCAAACGUCGUCCCCUCAUCCUCUCUCCCAUUGCCCGCAGCUGUCCUCGCCGCGUGACAAGUUCGAGUCGCGGUGCGUGAAGCUGUGGAUCGUGAAUGCGCAGAUCCCGGCGCCCAACGGCUCGGUGCUCAACACAGCGCCGGGCGACGACCUGCAGAGCGACUACCCCGACGCGCGCCGCUGCGUCGUCUUCAAGACCGGCCCCGUCGCGCCGCAGUCCGUGUCGUGCGGCCGCCAGCCCGUGUUCGCGCAAGCCGUCGGCUCCCCGCCCGGGGACCUCGUCGCGCGCCCUUCCUCGCCCCCCACGCCUUCCGCGCCGGGUGCGCCCGGCGCUCCUGGCUCUCCCCCUUCUUCCCCCAACAGCCCGCCGGGGGAAGACUCCCCGCCCUCCUCCUCCCCGCCCUCUCACAAGACGAGUACCAGCAGCCCGCCCUCUCACUCCCCCUCGUCUCCCCCUUCCGCCGACUCCCCUCCCUCCCCCGGGACCCCCGACCGUCCCCCCUUGGCGGGGGUUCAGACCUUGCAGCCGCCUUCCCCGCCCAAGCCGUCCCCCUCCCCGCGUGCUCCCGGGUCCCCCGCCGCGCCAGGAGAGGAAUCCCCAUCCUCCUCCCCGCCAGGCUCCCCCGACCGCCCGCCUACGCCCCCGCACGCGCAGGUACUCAUUCCCCCUCUGGCUACCACCAAAACCCAGUCGCCCCCGCCCCGCACUUCCUCCCCGCCCCCGCCCACACCUUCCCCCGUCUCCCCCUCCGGGCCAGUCACCCCCCAGUCCACCCCAAACUCCCCCGACGACACUCCCCCGGAAUCUCCCCCCGAGUCUCCCCCCGAGGGUUCCCCCGAGGCUCCCCCCGCGCCCAUUCCCCCCGCUGAGUUCCCCAAGCCGACAGGGCUGUGCAAGAUGAUGUGUCCGGCCAACCCGCUGUCCCUCUGCGACUUCUACUUCCAGCAGCAUCAGUCCGCCGUGCCCCUCUUCCACCUCAACGGCACUGUUCCCGACUCGGCCAUCAGCCCGGCGCUAAAGACAAACAAGCUGCCGCCUGGGAAGUUUGUCGAGGUGGACUCGGUCGACCACAACCGGCUGCAGAUUUUGUCCUGUGUGGAUUACACAUCAGCACCGGCGAGCUACAGGGAGAUGUUUUACGUGACGGGGCAGAUCGGGCGGCUGCACCGGCGGGCCACGGACGGGGAGAGCAUGAUGGAGUUUUACGAUGGGGCGUGCGUGCGGGUGAAGCUACAGUCGCUGCAGCUGGCAUAUAACGAGACGAAUGUGAUUAAUUUGAAUUCUGGAGAUGGCAACAAGGAGUUCCCCGAGUCGAGGCGAUGCAUCGUGUUCAAAACGGCCAUGUGA
Messenger RNA from Closterium sp. Yama58-4, 2997 nucleotides. NCBI's taxonomy places the organism in Eukaryota, Viridiplantae, Streptophyta, Zygnematophyceae, Desmidiales, Closteriaceae. The record is from the annotation of a GenBank genome assembly.